This is a messenger RNA of Fonsecaea multimorphosa CBS 102226, 1617 nucleotides long. RefSeq lists its product as uncharacterized. NCBI's taxonomy places the organism in Eukaryota, Fungi, Ascomycota, Eurotiomycetes, Chaetothyriales, Herpotrichiellaceae. The record is from RefSeq and is a predicted model, not a curated record. The transcript is spliced from 9 exons. Gene Ontology annotation, molecular function: transmembrane transporter activity. Gene Ontology annotation, cellular component: membrane. Gene Ontology annotation, biological process: amino acid transport; transmembrane transport. The coding region runs from base 1 to 1617 and encodes 538 amino acids.
AUGGCGACCGUGGAUGAAAAGAAAGACCCUAUUCCAAAUGAGGUCGCAACUGACUCUCCAUCUUACACUGCGGACAAUGCAGACACGGGUUCUUCUGAGCUCAUCAAUGCUUCUGGUCACGUACAGGAACUCGAGCGAAACUUCAGCCUUCUCGCCGCUGCUGGAGUCGGGCUUGUGGUCGGAACUGUGUGGCCUGCAGUCGGAGGGUCGAUCCUUGUCGCCAUCUUCAACGGCGGGCCUCCAGGAGUCAUCUAUGAGUUCAUUGUGGUUUCGGUCUUUUACUGGAUAGUAGCGGCGUCUUUGGCAGAGUUGGCUUCAGCUAUACCCUCUAGCGCCGGGGUUUACCAUUGGGCUUCAGUUACUCCAGGUCAAAAAUGGGGUCGCGCGGUCGGAUUCUUUGCUGGAUACUGGAAUUGGCUGGCGUGGGUAUUUGGUGCAGCAUCCAUGAGUUCCAUUCUUGCGAACACGUUCGUGCAGAUGUAUGCUCUGGAACACAGCGACUUCACUGUGAAGCGGUGGCACGUCUUUGUGACGUAUCUUAUCGUAACCUGGAUUGCCUGCCUGUGCGUCUGUUUCUUCAACAGGGCAAUGCCGUAUUUGAACACCGUGGGCAUCGUCCUUCUCCUGUGCGGUUUCCUAGUCACUGUUAUUGUCGUCGCCGCAAUACCAGGAUCGGGCGGCCACCCACCACAUGCCUCGUCCAGUUUCGUGUGGACCGAGUGGUCUGCAGAUAUAGGAUAUCCUAACGGAUUUGUCUUUGUUGCCGGAAUGUUGAAUGGCGCAUACUCUGUUGGAACGCCAGAUGCCGUAAGCCAUAUCGCCGAGGAGGUACCGUAUCCCAGCAAGAACAUACCAAUCGCGAUCGGGUUGCAAAUGGGCAUCGGAUUCGUCACUGGACUCUGCUAUGUUAUUGCGAUCAUGUAUGCAAUAAACGACUACAAUGCUCUGUUCACAGCCCAAUUCCCACUUGCCGAGAUCUAUCGACAGGCCACCGGGUCGGCCGGCGGUGCUAUUGGGUUGCUGAUCCCCUUCCUCUUCUGCAUCGCAACCUGCUUGGUCGGAGUAUACAUCACAGCUGGCAGGACACUGUGGACGCUCGGACGUGACAAUGCAACUCCGUUCCCUCACUACAUUGGCAAGGUGUCUAAGAGAUUGGAGAUGCCACUCUAUUCAACUCUUCUGUGUGGCUGCCUUGUGACAGUUCUGGGCUGCAUCUAUGUUGGGAGUGCAACGGCCUUCAAUGCAUUCGUGGGUAGUUUCGUGCUGAUGUCUUCCUCAAGUUAUAUCGCAGCAAUACUGCCUCACCUUCUGACCGGUCGCAAGAACAUCAAAUUUGGCCCGUUUCGGCUGGGAAAAUUUGGUGUCGUGCUGAAUACGAUUGCAUGUGGAUACAUGAUCGUGUGGUUCGUGAUUUACUGUUUUCCCUUCGCUCUGCCCACGGACGCGGAAACCAUGAACUAUGCAUGUUUGAUCUGGGGAGGUCUGACUAUUUUUGUCACGGCUUGGUGGUUCCUUCAUGCGCGGAAAAACUAUGUUGGGCCCAAACCCGCCGGCGGAGUUGAACAUGAGGUUGAGCAUAUGAGAAGACCUAGUGUAGAGAAGCGAGCGUCGGUGUAG